UACUCAUUACUCAUUACUCAUGCAUUCACAUUACCUAUUAAGUCUUCAGUGAUUGAUAAAUUUUUUAGAGAUACAUCUGAUGGAAUGCAAAUUAUCCAGCGCAAAAGUAAAAUCAUGUAUACAUACUGCGACAAUUAUUUAAUAAUACAAUUGAUAAUACUGUCAAUAAUUAUAAACGUUAUAUCGGCUUUAUCAGUCAUCGAUGUAACUCAAUUUUUUCCAAACUCAUUCGCCGGUGUACCAUUAUCUUUAAAUGAUAAUUUAAAUGUUAUUGAUUAUGAUCCAGACGUUGAUUUGCCUACGGAAGAUAUGAUAAAAAGAGCUGGAUAUCCUGCAGAAGUUCAUGUAGUGGAGACUGAUGAUGGAUAUUUACUGUCACUACAUCGUAUCCCCGGCAAACCUGGUGCAAAACCGAUUUUCUUGCAACAUGGCUUUCAUGAAAUGGGAAUUUAUGACGUACCAGCUGCAGUUUCUUAUAUCGUAGAAAAAACAAACAUGUCUUUAGUUUACAUUGGGCAUUCAAUGGGGACAACAAUGGGAUACGUGAUGGCAUCUGAGCGGCCUGAAAUAGCAGAAAAAAUAAAACUUAUGAUCAGUUUGGCUCCUGUUGGAUUUAUGAAUCAUCUAAAAAGCCCCGUGAGAAUUGUAGCUCCAUUUGCAAAUGAUAUUAAAUUAGUAGCGCAUUUUCUAGGAGUUGAUGAAUUUCUUCCUCAAAAUAUUUUUAUAAAAUAUCUAGCCAAGUAUGGCUGUGAAAUGGUUACCAUUGAAAAAGAAAUCUGUAAAAAUUCAAUGUUCGUAAUUAUGGGAUUCGACGAUGCACAAUUUAAUCAAACCUGGUUACCAGUUAUAUUGAGUCAUACACCAGCAGGCGCCUCAACAAAAACUAUGGUUCAUUACGCUCAAGAAAUAGUAUCUGGGCGAUUUCAACAGUAUGAUUAUGGAGCAAAAAAAAAUUUUGAGCUUUAUAAUUCAACUUAUCCACCGGAAUAUAAUUUGAGUAAAAUUCAAGUACCCGUUGUAUUUUUUUACGCUGACAAUGAUUGGCUAGCAUCUCCAGAGGAUGUUCAAAAUCUUUAUUCAAAAUUGCCAAGGACAUACGGUUUACACAGGGUUAAUUUUACAAAAUUUAAUCAUUUAGAUUUUUUAUGGGGAAUCGAUGCAAGGCAAUUACUUUACAACGACAUAAUAGAUUUAAUAAAUAAAUAUGAUAAUUUAUUAUUAUUUUAA
This is a messenger RNA of Cotesia congregata, 1227 nucleotides long. NCBI's taxonomy places the organism in Eukaryota, Metazoa, Arthropoda, Insecta, Hymenoptera, Braconidae. The record is from the annotation of a GenBank genome assembly.